Messenger RNA from Lolium rigidum, 981 nucleotides. Its product is annotated as BTB/POZ and MATH domain-containing protein 2-like. Gene Ontology annotation, biological process: protein ubiquitination. The record is from RefSeq and is a predicted model, not a curated record. The coding region runs from base 1 to 981 and encodes 326 amino acids. NCBI's taxonomy places the organism in Eukaryota, Viridiplantae, Streptophyta, Magnoliopsida, Poales, Poaceae. Gene Ontology annotation, molecular function: protein binding. The transcript has a single exon.
AUGGCAGGGGACCGCGUGCCCGAGAUCAUGUCGUUCAGAUGCUCCACGGAGAGCACCGCGACUCUCAGUCUCGAGGUAAGCAAUUACCUGCGGAUUAAGGACAUGGGCGUCCGCGAGUCUGUGAGCUCGCCCGUCUUCAAACUCGGCGGCUACGAUUGGGAGAUCAAGUUCUUCCCAGGCGGCCGACACGAUGAAGACGAUGGUUACGCCUCCUGCUACCUGUGGUGUCUCAGCCAAGGCGAUCAUGAUCAUGAUGUGAGCGUCGGCUUGGCGCUGAGCAUGCUACAUAAAAAGAGCCAGGAACCGGUUGUCAGUUUCGUCGUGUCCAAUCGUGUCUUCUCUUCGGGGAAAUACGGUUACUUCAUCUGGGGCCUCCACAAAUUCGUCGACAAGGCAAAGCUGGAAUCGCUGUCACAAGAGGGGGACGGCGGCUGCUUCACCAUACUGUGCGUCCUCACCGUUACCAAUGAGUCGCCGCAACCGCCGAUGGAUCUGCCAGGCGACCUAGAGGGCAUGCUCAGGGGCGAGAGAGGCAUGGAUGUCACCUUCAAGGUAGGCGGCCAGGAGUAUCGUGCACACAGGUUCGUCCUGGCUGCGCGGUCGCCAGUCUUCAGUGCGAUGCUAUUUGGACCGAUGGCGGAGAAGGAUAUGCGAUGCCUGGACAUCGCUGACAUGCAUCCCCUUAUCUUCAAGAAGAUGCUUCACUAUAUCUAUACGGGCUCGCUGCCAAAAUGUGGAGCCUACAGUGCAGCUGAGAUGCAGCAUCUACUGGUUGCAGCAGAUAGGUACGGGCUGGAGACGCUGAAGCUAGGAUGCGAAGAUGAGUUGUGCGAAAAGUUGGAUGCCAAGACCAUAACAACCUCAAUGAAGUUGGCUGAUCAACACGGCUGCAAACGACUCAAGGAUGCAUGUCUCGAGUUUGUAUCCAAAGGGCGCCGUCGACUGCGCCCAAGGGUCGAUCGUCUAAACACCUCUUACUAG